AUGCAAGCACUUGCUGGCUUACCGACAAAUGCACAAAAAAUUCAUCUCGAUACUGGCGAGACAGUCUAUAUCAGCGGUAUGGCUCUUCUAAAAAUGCUUAAACAUGGUAGACAAGGAAUUCCAAUCGAAGUCAUUGGUUUGAUGCUUGGAUCUUUUGUUGAUGACUACACAAUCUCUGUAGUUGAUGUUUUUGCCACACCACAGAGCGCUACAGGCACAAGUGUCGAAGCAAUUGAAGAUGCUUUCCAAGCUGAGAUGGUCGAAUUACUUAAAAACGUAGGCAGACCAGAAAACGUUGUUGGAUGGUAUCACUCUCACCCUGGCUAUGGUGUUUUCCUUUCAGAUGUCGAUGUUCAGCAACAGAGAUCUUUCGAAAGACUCAAUACAAGAUGUAUUGCUGUUGUCGUUGAUCCUGUUCGUUCAGUUCGCGGCAAAGUUGUUAUUGCUGCCUUCAGAUCUACUCCAUUACAAGAUUUAAUGAUGAAUAACAAGGAACCUCGUGAAACAACCGCAUUUACUCACGCUUCUUACGUAGCUACAAGCCAUUUCCAUAAGCCGGAUGACGUUUAUUACCAGCUAAAUAUUUCAUAUCGAAUGUCCGCUCCAGAAGAACAUAUGCUCAAAUCAUUGAAUAGACCAGAGUGGUCACGCGGAUUUAGCACAAAUUCAUUCGCUAAGGAAGAUAGCAACAAUUUGUCCAAAUUAAAGGCACUUAUCGACAGUAUUCCAAGCUACAAACAGGAUAUUACUGAUGAAGAGAAAUUAUCGGGUACUGAUUAUCAACUCCGCCACGUUGGAAAGGUAGAUCCAAAGGAAUUCCUCCGCUCCAACUCAGAAGCUUUAGCAUCGCAUGUCUCUUCUCAAUUAUUCCGCACAAAUCUUAACGCUACUACAUUCAAAUAA
This is a messenger RNA of Trichomonas vaginalis G3, 903 nucleotides long. Its product is annotated as metallopeptidase protein. The record is from RefSeq and is a predicted model, not a curated record. The transcript has a single exon. The coding region runs from base 1 to 903 and encodes 300 amino acids. Gene Ontology annotation, cellular component: proteasome regulatory particle, lid subcomplex. Gene Ontology annotation, biological process: protein deubiquitination; proteasome-mediated ubiquitin-dependent protein catabolic process. Gene Ontology annotation, molecular function: protein binding; metallopeptidase activity; proteasome binding. NCBI's taxonomy places the organism in Eukaryota, Parabasalia, Trichomonadida, Trichomonadidae.